AUGGCAGGGAAAGUCGUGGGAGAAACGUUACAAAGCUACCAUCCGCAUAGCAUCAAUGCCUUGUGUAUAAAUGGAAAGAGGCAGUCUCCAAUCGACUUAGACAUAGGAAAAGCUAUAGUCAUGCGGUGGCCACCUCUACACUUUCACCAUUAUGAUGCUCCGGGUUACAUCACUUCUCACAAAUAUGGUCAACCUGAACUGGCGCAGAAUUUCCGGAAUGGGGAACGGCCAUAUAUAACAGGUGGUGGUCUUAUGGGAAAAUAUUACUUGCAACAAUUUCAUUUCCAUUGGGGUGAAGACGACAGCUCGGGUAGCGAACACACUGUUGCGAGAUUACAUUAUCCUGUAGAGAUUCACUUUGUGCACAUUCUGGAAGGUUACAACGCGACAACGGCUUUGGAAAAUCCUGAAACUAUUGCAGUGGUUGCGGUUUUUCUACAACCAGCAACCAAAGGACAACCAUUGACAGAUUUAGAGAAAGCUUUCGACAGUACCAAUAUCAGAAGUACUCAGAGUGGUUCUGUGGAAUAUAUUCCACAAGGAUUUCUACCAAGAGACACAUCAACAUUUUUUCGCUAUGAAGGUUCCCUCACAACACCACCAUGCACUGAAGGAGUCAUAUGGACCAUUUUAGCCGAGCCAAGCUAUAUCUCAGAGCAGCAGCUAGACUUCCUACGCAGUCACAUAUCUGCCGAACGACAAGAACUUUUACAUUCUUGGAGAGAAGUUCAGCCAUUGCACAAUAGGCCAAUUUAUCUCAACAAACUCAAGGUUCUCAUCAAGUCUAUGAAUUUUGAAGAAAUUGCACCUUUAGUGGCUUUUCUGAUCAUUACACUUAUUACUACUGCAAUAUUCGUCCAAUAUGCCUAUGAAAUGGAAAUAUUUACUUGA
Cylicocyclus nassatus is the source of this 891-nucleotide messenger RNA. The record is from the annotation of a GenBank genome assembly. NCBI's taxonomy places the organism in Eukaryota, Metazoa, Nematoda, Chromadorea, Rhabditida, Strongylidae.